AUGAUUUCCAAGAGAUUGAGAGUGCUUGCAUUGAUGUUUGUGUUUGUUUUAGGGAUAGGUGAGUGUCGAAAGUUUGAGGAGGAUUUGGAUGGUGGUGCUAGGAGAGAGCUUACUUUUGGUGGUUUUAGUGGGGGUGGGGGAGCCAAAGGAGGAUUUGGCGGCGGCAGCGGUUUUGGAGGUGGUUUUGGAGGAGGGAUUAGUGGUGGUGGUGGUGCUAGUGCUAGUGCUCGAGGUGGAGCUAGUAGAGGUGCUGGUGCUGGUGGUAGUGGUGGUGGUGGUGCUAGAGGAGGCGUAGGUGGAGGAGCUGGAGGAGGUGCAGGUGGAAGAGCUAGUGCUGGUGGAAAAUUUGUAGGUAGUGUAAGUGGUGGGUUUAGUGUUGGUGGCGGCGGCGGUGGAAGAAUUGGAGGAGGAUUUUAA
Molecule: messenger RNA, 417 nt
Organism: Gossypium arboreum
Lineage: Eukaryota; Viridiplantae; Streptophyta; Magnoliopsida; Malvales; Malvaceae
Product: glycine-rich cell wall structural protein-like
Exons: 1
Coding region: 1-417 (138 amino acids)
Source: RefSeq, a predicted model, not a curated record